Trichoderma virens Gv29-8 is the source of this 747-nucleotide messenger RNA. RefSeq lists its product as uncharacterized. The annotation marks the transcript as partial. The record is from RefSeq and is a predicted model, not a curated record. The transcript has a single exon. NCBI's taxonomy places the organism in Eukaryota, Fungi, Ascomycota, Sordariomycetes, Hypocreales, Hypocreaceae.
AACUCGACUGAUAAACGGGGAUCACUUGGAUCAGAGCGCCUCAGCAUUGGCUCUCUCGGGAGAGAUCUCUCGAGCCCAACCCUCGCCCCACCGGUGGAACAAAGACCAAGACGCUAUAGCCACGAAAGAGACACGCAGUUUGAGGAAUACAUGGUUCGCAAGACCUCGGGCGGCUAUAAAUUCGACCCUACCUCGUCCAGCCCUCCUAGCGACUCACUACUGGGAGACUCAUUGACCGCGAUUGGCGCAGUUCAUUCCCGCUCAAGAGGGUCGAGUAUAUCGCAGACGAUGAGCUACACCAGCGACCACGUCUUAGUUUCGGUGCCAGAAGAGGAGGGCGAGAUGGUUGAAGUACAAAAGCAUGAGAUUUUGCCGGGACACGAUUCACCCAAGUGAAGGCAACAGCAGGAGACGCUGUGGAAUGUCCAGAUAACAGAACUGGGCGAGAAACAAGCUCAGCACGCACGUGGAGGAGGCUAGUUGGCCGUAAAUGAAGGAUACGAUACCCGGGUCAGGGAGGGAAUUUUGGCCCCUCGGAUAUGGUGGUGUACUGCACAUGGUCUGGCGUUCUGAUAUGGGUGGAACUUGCGGAGAAAUUGAUGCUAUGAAUUUAGAGAGCCGAACUGGAUAUAAGGAUAUAGAGUUACAAGGGAAAGCGAACCAGCCUCGUCCAGGUAUUUGGCGAGAGCUUGAGUUCCGCAGCCCGACGAUGGAUAUGCAUCGGAAUUAUGAAGCAAAAUUUCGUUU